UAGCUUAAACAUAACAUUAGAACCAUGAUUCUCCAAGUCGCCACCCUCUUAGGUCUCUUGGUCUCACCGAGCCUCGCUCUGAUCGGCAAGUGUUCCCAGCCUGCAUCAGACAGAACGUCCAUCUAUGAUUUUACUCUACCCAACAUUUUCAAAACUGGCUCCAUCAAUUUCGCGGAUCUUCGCGGCAAGGUGGUUCUGGUGGUGAACGUAGCCACCUACUGUGAUCAUACCCCACAGUUCCUGGGACUGAACGCCCUCCAGAAGGAGUUUGGUGCUGAUCUCCAGAUUAUUGGGGUUCCCACCGACCAGUUCCACUAUGAAGAACCAGGCGCAAACGGAACUGAAAUUAUGAAUGGACUAAAAUAUGUCAGACCUGGAAAUGGAUUUGUCCCAGCAUUCCCACUUUCGGACAAAACGGAAGUAAAUGGUCUUCACGAACACAAACUGUUUACCUAUUUGAAAAAAUACUGUGAACCAACUGAUGAACUCUUUUACCCGGGUCUGACAUAUCAAGGCAACAAGGUUCACGACAUCCGCUGGAACUUCGAGAAAAUUCUGGUCGACAAGACCGGAAAAGCUGUUAAGAGGUACAAUGUAUACGUACUUCCGGCAGAUCUCCGAGACGACAUCCGGGCAGAAAUCCAGAAGAGUGACGUAAAACAAGGAUUUCCAGUUCUGGGGUCUUUUUUGGGUUAAUUGAUAUUGUUAUUGGUAUGAUCAAUACUUUAAUUGUCUGGUGAAUAUAUGUGUUACAAUACGAAAUAAAAUAUCUGAAUGUGAGAUGUAUAAUAUCAAUUCAGUUGUCUCUCUAUUCUGAUGAAUUUUAAAUUAUAAUUAUUUCACAGUAAAAACGAUAAUGACACGUGA
Magallana angulata is the source of this 867-nucleotide messenger RNA. RefSeq names its product glutathione peroxidase-like. Gene Ontology annotation, biological process: response to oxidative stress. Bases 25 to 696 code for a protein of 223 amino acids. The transcript has 3 exons. The record is from RefSeq and is a predicted model, not a curated record. NCBI's taxonomy places the organism in Eukaryota, Metazoa, Mollusca, Bivalvia, Ostreida, Ostreidae. Gene Ontology annotation, molecular function: glutathione peroxidase activity.